Messenger RNA from Rangifer tarandus platyrhynchus (Svalbard reindeer), 363 nucleotides. The record is from the annotation of a GenBank genome assembly. Lineage: Eukaryota; Metazoa; Chordata; Mammalia; Artiodactyla; Cervidae.
AUGAUGGAUGGCACGUUGCUGCUGGUCCCAGACACCCCAGUCCUGGCGGACACCCUGGCCACUCAGCCCCGGGAAGGGGACAGGCCACUCUGCACGUGGUCCUCAUCACCUCCUGGAGCUCCCUGUGGGUCUGGGGCCCGAUGCCCACGUGGAGAUCUGCUUCAGGAAAACCCUGCUCUUCCCUUCCCUGGCUCACUUCUCCACUGCCCUGAGGAUGCACCUGGGUUCACCUUCCAGGAAAACCAUAUAAAAGGCAGAAAGGAAGGAAACCCGCAUGUGGCCUCCCUCAGGGUCCACGGCAGGGACAGGCCCCCGUCAGCCUCAGGGAAGAUGCAGAUGAUGCUCUGCGUUUUGUUCCCAUGA